UGCUUGCUCCUUCUGGGAGUUUUUGCCUGUUGGUGCAUUCCCUGUUUAAGAUGCCUGAUCGAGAGAGUCACCUUGGGGCUUUUCGGGUACGUACGGGGUCAGUACUAGCUGGUCCGUCUCCGGGGAGAUCCUGAGGGGGACUCUAUUGGCUGUUUGGAGGACCGCACGAUUCUUGUUGAAUAAAAGAAAGAUCGGAGUGUGUCUCAUUGCUUCGUUCUGUUUCUCUGUACUUCUUUGCGGCAUCAACCUACAGGAGGAUUUGGGGGUCCUUCUACGACUGGACAACAUCUGCCGCAGUCCAGGGCGGUGGCAACUUCUUAUUGGCCGGCCGAUGCCGCAUCUGCACAAUCUGAAAUAUGUAAAAACAGUCGGGCAGGGUUAGAAGGGGUUUUUUGCAGCUGCGCUGUUCUAAGACCCGCUUAAAUGGUAGGCCGACAGGAAGUGUGAUAAUCCCGGACGUCUGUAUUAGGUUUGUGGUGUCAGGAAUAAAUCUUGGGCAUAUUCUAUCUCGGUUUGUGUAUUGAUCUCUCCCACCCUACACUCGACACCCACCAGGAACUCGCCUCAAAGUACAGGGAGGCUGUGAGUUUCCUUCAGUAGGGAAUCAGUUGUUGGUAGAGUUGUUAGUAAUUUUAAACAAAUGUGGCUUCGCUAAUUAGUAAACAGUAGCAGAGCUUGGGACUGGGCGGAGGAAGGAGAACUCAUCUGCUUCCAGACACGUCCAUAUAAGGAAGUCCGCCCUAUGUGACAUCACAAAAGAACAGUUUUGCGACGCCUUUUGAAAACGAGCAUUUGGAGCCAUCCCAAACUUCUUUGAGGGCUCACUUCUAAAUGCGCAAACCUCGUUAUCUGAAACUAACACGAGAAUACAACUUUCUAACUACAUUUAUAGGUCAGAAAAGGGGAAAAAAUAAAAAUAAAUCUCCUUUAGAAUAAAAAAUUAUGACCCACCAGUUGAGAAUCCGUGUUUCAGAUGCAUUGAAAAACCUUAUUUUGUUUUUUUUCAGUGUCAACUGGAAUUCCAUAAGAAAAAAAAACCCUUUGUGUUUCCUGACCAAAGCCACAGCACUGUGAAGGGUAAAGGUCAUUUCCCAGCAUUGCAAGUUGAUGUCUUAUGCGGCCAGCAUGACUCAUGCUUACCAGAAAGUAGCGUGUACAUUUCCUGCAUUCCAAUCCCCGUGGAUUUCACAAUCAUUAGGAGGCAGCAAGUGUUUCACAGUUCAGUUUGACAGAGACAAAGUAGACAUUUCAGCCUGCAUGAUUCUUCUUUUCUCGCUUUUGUGGAACUUCGUUCUCAGUCAAAGCAGUCGAUGAAGAAACUGAGAAAGACACUGAAUCCAUGCCUAGUUGCUAGUCGUCCUCCCGGGCAUCCCAGUUUUGUGGAGGAUUAUCAUGAUCACAUGGCUGCUGCUUGUGUCUUUGGUCCGCAACAGCGCACAAGAUGGACAUUUAAAAGAAGACGGGGGUUUUCACUGUGGAGCACGUAACAUGAACGUUACGACUUCAGAGCAGACAAUCCUUCUAACUUGGGAAGACGAGCCAUCAUGCCUGUCAGUACGGGAUAUGUUGAUGUAUAAGCUGGAGGUUCUAAUAGCAGACAAGCAAGUGCAUUGGGACCAAGUGGCUGUUUCACUGGAUCAAAUUGGAUCAACUCAUUCAUGGAACUGGACUUCUCAUUUGGCAUUGGAAUGCACCGCCCACACACUAAGACUCAGUUCUCGAUAUAAAAACCAAACAAGCGGACGGAAACAGGAGCACACUAUUCCUGGAAAUAAGGCUUUGGAUAUGCCCGAGGUUUUUCCACGAGACAAAGUGUUUCAAGUUGGCAGCCGAGUUACAUUCUGCUGUGUUCUUCCAACUGGGGAAGUUCUGGACAAUCUUUAUCUGAGCGGAAACAGCAACAGUCAUUGGAACAUGAGCCAGAUCAGCACCCAUACGUACGCCCUGUCGGUCGACCUCAACCAAGCGUCGUCUGCCAGUUGCACCGACAUAAAAUGUGAAACAAAGAAAUCCCACAACGGGGCUUGUGCUUACAUCGGUUACCCACCUGCUGACCAGGGUCUUUCCUGUGAAACCCGGGAUUUACAAUCAAUUGAAUGUAUGUGGACAGUAGGACGAAAUACACACCUGGCUAUCGCAAGUCCGACGAUCUAUCAACUACUUGGAAGUGAGUGUACCGAGGGCAUCAAGGGGAGAUGCUCUCACAAAGUGCAAGUGAAUGCUGGGGAGCGUCUUUGGACUUUAACGGCACAAAAUCAGCUGGGCACAGUCACGCUCACUCACAUGGCAGACCUCACCAAAAGAGUCCACAUGUUUGCCCCAAAAGGAGUCAAAGUCUCCAAGGUUGAUUCCAGAAACGUCUGUGUGGAGUGGGGGUGGACAGUGCAAACGUACAAUGAUCUCAACAUAACAUGCCAAGUCAAUAUCCGCCAUGGAAAGACACAUAAUAUCACAAGUGAACAUGUUGGAGUCGGCCUUAAUUCUGCAGUCUUGAAUGACUUGAUUCCCAAUUGGACCUAUAUGAUGAUGAUACGAUGUAGGACAAGUCCACAUCACUGGAAAUGGAGCGAGUGGAGCUCAAGUGUGACAUUUCACACCCAAGGCGAAGUUCCAGAUGCUCUUGAUGUGUGGAUGCAGGAAAAAGACAGCAAGACUGUCAUCACUUGGAAAAUACCGCUGGCCAACCAAAGCCAUGGCGACAUCAUAGAUUAUAUCAUAACAUGGGCGCCAACCAAGACACCCGAGAGACGUGAAAGCUCCAGCGUGAAACACCCAAAGAACACUUUCACCCUCAGCCCGGACUCCAUGGACCAGUAUGUGGUCCACGUCACAGCUAGGAAUUCACAUGGAAGCUCUUCUCCUUCAACCGUUACCAUCCCCAUCCUUCGUCCAGGCGGUGGUGUACUUAAACAUUCCAGGAUACUCGGCAGUAACGGUGGCUUCAACCUGUCCUGGUCUACGAGUCCUUCCGCCAGCUGCGGCUACAUAGUGGACUGGUACCCGGUCAUGGGAACGUCAGCGUUAGACUGGAUCAGAGUCCCUCCGAAUGAAACUAAUGUCAACAUAUUUUCAAAAACCUUGAAAGACGGCGUGAGAUACGUGCUGUCUGUCCAUGCCUGCACCCAUCGAGAACUGGUGCUGCUGGAGAGAAGAGAAGGAUAUGUUCAAGAGAAACCCAUACAAGAUGAUCUUUUGAAGCCGCUGACUUGGACACAGAGAAAUUUGGACGUCGUGGUGACCUGGAAUCAUGUCUCCCUACAAGAGCAACCUGCUUUCAUCCACGGCUACAUUCUAUAUAGUUUGGACACCAACAACAACAGGAGUGUCAUGAGUGACAGCACAGACAAUCCUCAGGCUACCAACCUGACAGCAAGAAACCUUCCAAUCAGUUCGUACUCGUUCACCGUGAAGGCGAAGACAGCCGUUGGAGAAUGCGGGGUGACGCAUAUCACCGCCACCUUAAAUUCACUGACUGAUAAUCUGAUCUGGGCAAUCUGCAUCACCCUGGUGACUCUUUUUGGCCUCCUCUCGCUCUUUGCCAUCCUUUGCUACCGACACUGGGAAUGCAUCAAACAGGCAUUCUAUCCGCCCAUCCCGAAGCCAGUGUUGAAGGACAAGUGGAUGUUAUCACUGAGUGAGCAAAGCUGUCAUCCGGUUUUUGUGGAUAUGAGUCACCACAACGAGGCAGAAAUGAUGACGAUCCCGAAGCUGCACUCCAAAUCGGAAGCGCCAGCGACUGAUUGUGUUGACCGGCGACCUGCCGCAACUACAAACAGAUAUUACCAGGAAACAGGAGAAGCACUGACCGUACCCGGCACAGCCAUCACCUGUCAAACACCACCAUCACCAUCUCUUCUAAGUGGCCUCAGUCUCACCCAGACCAGUGGCGUUCAGCAGCCCAUUGCAGAGACAGACUCUUUGGUGACGAGGUCCGAUGGCUACCAGCCCCAGAGGAAUACUGAAGAGUCCGAAGAUGCUCCAGAGAGUCUUUUGCCUUGCGUCUUAACCUACAUAGAGUUACCUCAGUCACGUUGUGAAUAGUUGCUGCAUAUUCAUUCCACUGUAAACACGCUGAACAGCACUUUUCUAGUUUACACACAACUCACAGCACUUUAAAGCAGUAGCGCCCUGAAAUGUUACUGGACAUUCAAUUGUUACAUUUAAAUGUAUGUUGUGUUUUGUGUCCAACCCGAUGUUGACCUGCAGCGGAUCCCCGCACAUUUGCGAUUUAGCAUUCGCAGUGGAGCAAAUUUGCAGAUUUUUGGUGAAAAAUUUUUUUAGGCCUUUUUUUUUCUUGCAUAAAAUACUGUACAUCUCAUCCACCAUACAGUAAAAGCACUAUGCGUUCCAAUAAAAAUGGAAUCUAUGUGUUAAA
Molecule: messenger RNA, 4375 nt
Organism: Doryrhamphus excisus (bluestripe pipefish)
Lineage: Eukaryota; Metazoa; Chordata; Actinopteri; Syngnathiformes; Syngnathidae
Product: leukemia inhibitory factor receptor-like
Cellular component (GO): membrane
Molecular function (GO): cytokine receptor activity; protein binding
Source: RefSeq, a predicted model, not a curated record